GUAGACUUUUCAGAAUUACUGAUAAAAAAAUGUGAAAUCAGAAUGGAUUUAUAUAUAGUUUGUAACUUCCACAUUGAACAUUAUUACAUUUUGUGUACAUAGAUUCAAAAAUGAGUGACUCUGUGAAAAUAAUAUUAAGUGUUUGUGAAAAAUUAGCAAAAAAACAUAACCUCAAUGCAGAAAUACCCUAUAACAAAUUUAAACCACGAGCGAAACAUUUUGGAGGAAUGGUUAUUUUAUUUGGAGGAGGUCUAUUGGCGAAUAGAAUAGGUUUGUUACCUAGAAGAUUUGGUUUAGCUGUACCAGUUGUUGGAUUCAUAGGGUACACUGUAAUAAAAUCUUUAAAUCGAAAUAGACAUAUUAAAGCAAUUGAUGAUGUUAUCAAGAGUUUAUCAACAUCCCAAAAAAUUGAAUUAGCAAGUGCUGUUGGCAAUAUUUUGAAGAAAAAUACAGGUAUUGGUUCUUUAGAUGAGACUGCCAUUUUAGAAGCACUUGACCCUUUGACUGAAUUAUUCAUAAUUAAUGAAAUUGUUCAAAUAUUGAGAGAAAGACUGUAUUUAGAUGUAUGUCUUAGUUUGUGAUUAAGUAUUAAAUUAGUUUUUUCAUAUUUGCGUUUAUAUUUUAUUUUAUAAGAAUGAACAAUAACCUUCAAAGUUAAAAUUGUUAAUGAUAAAUUUUGUACACAAGCAAUAGAUAAAAUACAUAACACUGCUUGGUAGAAGAUUACAACCAGGACUUCUCACCAUUGGAAUAAAACGAAUUCUGGAAGGAAUAGGUCGAACUGGUGUAUUUAAAGAAAUAUAGAAAUUUGUAUCGAUAGCCGAAAUUGAAUUUUCUUUAUAAAAUAUCGAAUUUUUCCAUUUAAAAUUGGUCAAGUUACUCUUAAAGCUUCUGUUAGUUUUUUACUGGAAAUGUAAUUUCAUCUUCUGGUUCGUCAGUUAAGAAUAGGUAAAAUAACAAAAUUCUUUCCCUUAGUAAAGAGGAACAAUUAAUAAAACUGCAGAUUGUUAAGUGAAUUUAUUUACAUAUUAAAAUAAACGACAUAAAAAAUUGUACAUUACAUAUACAUACAACCACUCAAGCUUACAACCAUAAGCUCUAUGUUAACGGGAGAAAAAUAAUUACAACUUUUUUUAUAAAUGUACGUCUAUUCACACAUAGUAAGGAAAUUUAUUGAUUACUUGAUUCCCUUGCAAAGUACCAUAUUCUAAGAUCAAAAGUAAAAAAAAAUUUGCUUUGGAUUUGUAAACCAAUUAAAAGUAUAAAUAGUAUUCGCAUUCAACGUGCAUAUGUUGUACAACCUAGUAGUCCAAGAGCUGGUGAACCCUCCGAGUAACCGGUCUUCCUGUAAAGUUAGAAAUUUGUACACUUGCUAAGGGCAAUAGCUUGGACCUGGCGUCGUCAGUCUUGCACGUCAUCAUUUUUUAAAUUGUGAAAUAGAGUAAAAAAGAUCAUUUUCCAAAAAAUAUUCAUCCAUUAUUUAGCAGACAGUUUCCCAAAACCCACUGAUUAAGAUAAGCUUGUUCAGUCGACGAUACAACUAUUGUGAAGUAUAACGAAAUUAUUCGUCCAAGUUCUGACGAAAACGCAUCUAAAAAACGACCUUAAGCUUAGCUUAUUAACAAGUGAAAUGUGUAAUAUGUGGCAAGAUCUUCAAAUCGACAAUGACCACCUUAUUCUCGAAAAAAAAAAAAUAUAUUUCAUUAAAAAUUUCAUUCGUUCACAACAAUGUGAAUCUGUGGAUGGAAACAACUUUGCACCUGUUUGAACGAAAGCUCAAAGUAACAACGAAGAAUUCUAAAAUUUGGAAUUAUCAGUUUUCAUUGGCGUUUCAAGCGAUAUCGACAAAGAUGGAAAAUAUUCUAGAAUGAGAAAAUAAAAAUUUCACUCGUUCUCGACUAAAUUCCAGUGAAUCGGAACGACUUUACACCUGUUCGGUUCCAUCAACGGUCUAACUAUACGAACCCAAAAAACGUGGUCCCCAACCGAGCCACGUAUAUGGAUCCUUCCCGCUGUUUUUCACUGUUAAUAGACUAAAGGUCUUAAGGAUUCGACGAAAUUUGAAGGAAGUAGUUUUGUAUUUGUGUAAGAAAAAAUUAUUACUACAUACUUUUGGAAUCUAUUGACGUAAAUCGUGAAGACGGUGCUGUUCUAUUAUGUUAAUAGAACCUAAAGUUUGCAGUGGACAAAUUCCAGAAGGAUGUUUUAUAUUUUUUUAUAUACGGGGACAAUUUCUUUUUAUUUUUUUAUAAUUUAUUUACAAGAUGUUGUGGUCGUUUUUAUAGAAAUUAUUUUUAAGAAUGCUUUCUAUUAGUUUACAUUCUAGAAUCCGAAUAAUCUAAAAAUCCGUUGUGUAUAUAAAGGCGUUUGUUUAUUAGCAAGUAAUGGUAAAAAGUGAACAACGAAUUUAAAUAAAUUAGUGAAUAGUUAAAUCUGAGUGGAUAAAUUAGUGAAUAGUUUAGUGUUUUUAGUGUAAAUGAGUAAGUAGAGACAAUGUGUAUAAAAUCACCGCACUUUUAAUAACAGUUUAAAUAAAUAAAAUAAUUCCAUUUGUUUUGACUAGAUGAUGUUGAAAACCUAUAUUAAAAUUCAAAUUAGUUUCGUUACAACAAUAUAGUACAUUGCAACAGAAUCCACAAAUGUAUAAAUAGUUUUUGAAGUUCCAUAAUAGCUCUAAAUUGUUAUACAUGUCAGAUUUUUUGAGUUAUAGAUAUGAUUUUUUUGAACAUUACAAUCAUUUUCAAUUUAGUGCCACAUUAUAAACGAAUUGUAUACUGCAUUUACAAAAAAGAUCCCGCUCAAUCCCUAUGGAAAUUGGAUUUCGGUCAAUUUUUUUCUGAAACACAAUGAUAGUUCAAAGCAAGCUGAUUAAAAGUCUCAAUGGGCACGAAUCCCCAAAACUGCUCCUGAAGAGUAGUUUCGAAGAAAGCCGAUUUAGAGUCUCAAUAAGCUAGAGAUUCCGCAAAUACCUCUUAAGUUCCCCAAAAUUACCCCUGUUAAGUAUCAUAAGAGAAGGGAUUUCGACCAGUUUUUUCUGAAACUUAGCACAACGAUAGUUUGAACAGUCUGAUUGAAAUCUCACAGGGUCGUCAAUGGGGUAGGUAAGUUACAUAAGUAACUUGAAUCAGUGAAUUAAGUCUAGAUCUUUGUGCCAAAUUUUAGAAAAACUGACGAAAAAGCCGCUCCUUAUGGUAUUUAAACUUUCCAGCGGUAGUUUUAGGGUUUCGUGUCCAUCGAGACUAUUAAUCAGUUUUCUUUGAUCCAUUAUUAUGAAAAGUUUCAUAAAAAUUUGUCCAAACCCCUUCUCUUAUGGUACCCUUGGACUCUUCAGGGGUAGUUUUGGAGGUUCGUGCCUAUUGAGAGUAUUAAUCAGCUUUCUUUGAACUAUCGUUGUGCUAAAUUUCAGAAAAACUAACGGAAAGCCCGCUCUUUAUGGUACUUGAACUCUCCAGGGGUAGUUUUAGGGUUUAGUGUCCAUCGAGACUAUUAAUCAGUUUUCUUUGAAACAUUAUUAUGAAAAGUUUCAUAAAAAUUGGUCCAAACCCCUUCUCUUAUGGUACCCUUGGACUCUUCAGGGGUAGUUUUGGAGGUUCGUGCCUAUUGAGAGUAUUAAUCAGCUUUCUUUGAACUAUCAUUGUGCUAAAUUUCAGGAAAACUAACGGAAAGCCCGCUCUUUACGGUAUUUGAACUCUCCAGGGGUAGUUUUGGGGUUUCGUGUUCAUCCAGAAUAUUGAUCAGUUUUUUAACUAUUUUUUUGCCAAGUUUCAUAAAAACUUGUUCAAACUUCUCCUCUUAUGGUACCCUUGGACUCUUCAGGGGUAGUUUUAGAAAAACUGACCGAAAUCCCUCUUCUUAUAGUAUUUGAACUCUCCAAGGGUAGUUUCGUGUCCAUUGAGACUUUUAAUCGGCUUGCUUCAAACUAUCAUUAUGCAAAGUUUCUGAAAAAAUUGUAAUAAUCAUGUAGCGAGUUACUUAUUAAAUAAACUUUCCUUGAACUUUUUAAACAAUUUUAUCAAAUGUUGAACAUUAUAAAAAAUUUAUAAUUGUAUUGAAUUACUGGAGUGGAUGGAUCUUAUUUACAGUCAUUUUUUUCCUUUAUUAACUCCAUUGCUAUGAAUUUACAUCUAAGCCAUGGCAAAAUAAAUGUAUAAAUAAAUAAUUACAUCACAUUAUUUAAAUUAUCAUAAAUAUCUCUCUC
Messenger RNA from Diorhabda sublineata, 4198 nucleotides. RefSeq lists its product as uncharacterized. The record is from RefSeq and is a predicted model, not a curated record. The transcript is spliced from 2 exons. The coding region runs from base 111 to 581 and encodes 156 amino acids. NCBI's taxonomy places the organism in Eukaryota, Metazoa, Arthropoda, Insecta, Coleoptera, Chrysomelidae.